AUGACAAACCAGGGAGUGAUUUCCUUCUCCAGAGUUCGAGAGCGGGAGGAGGUGCGAGGUGUGCCAUUCCAGGCCGCCCACUCAGCAGGACCUGGAAACUCAAGCCCCAGUGUGCUGGUUCAAGACACCAGAAUGGGACAAACCGUCGCUACGCCCCUGAGCCUCACUCUCGACCGCUGGUCGGACGUAAAAGGCCGUGGCAACAAUGAAGGAGUCAUCAUCAAAAAGAAUAAAUGGACUACUCUCUGCGAGGCCGAAUGGGUUAUGAUGGGUCCCUCCACAACCCCUUUGGAUUCUCCCCCGCCCUCCGCACCUCUUGCGAUUUCUUCCUCCUCUUUAUACCCUAUACUUCCCCGCAAAGAGGCUCUCAAGCCUUCUGUCCUCCCCUCCGACCUAGACUCUCCCCUCAUUGACCUCCUAACAGCUGAGCCGCCGCCUUAUCGCGCGGCACCGGCCGCGCCAGCCGCGGGACCGGAAACAGGGAUGACGGCCAUCGGAGGGGCAGCAGCCCCUGAGAAGAUGGCAACUGGCGGGGACACAGGGGGGACCCCGGCUCCCUCACCCAUCGCCGGUCGCCUUCGGGCCCGCCGGGAUGACAUCCCCCUGGAAUCCAAGGCCUUUCCCCUCAGAGAAGGGCCCGGCCGCCAUCUCCAGUACUGGCCAUUCUCGGCCUCUGUUCUCUAUAACUGGAAACAAUUUAACCCCCCGUUUUCCAAAGAUCCCGUGGCAUUAACCAACUUGAUUGAGUCUAUCCUAGUGACCCAUCGGCCAACCUGGGAUGACUGCCAACAGCUUUUGCAGACCCUCCUGACUGUGGAGGAGAAGCAGCGGGUGUUCCUGGAAGCACGGAAGCUGGUCCCCGGCGAAGAUGGGAGACCUACCCAGCUCCCCAAUCUCAUUGACAUAGCCUUUCCCCUCACGCGCCCGAAUUGGGAUUAUACCACCGAUGAAGGUAGGGGACACCUACGUCUCUAUCGCCAGUUGCUUUUAGCGGGUCUCCAUGCCGCUGCUAGGCGGCCCACUAAUUUGGCCCAGGUAAGAAGCACUAUCCAGGGAAGGGAGGAGACGCCUGCCGCACUCUUAGAAAGGCUAAAAGAGGCUUAUAGAAUGUACACCCCCUAUGAUCCAGAGGACCCAGGGCAGGUGCCAGGAGUUAUCCUGUCAUUUAUCUACCAGUCGAGCCCAGAUAUCAGGACUAAGUUACAGAGGAUCGGGGGGCAACCCAUAACCUUCCUAGUUGAUACGGGGGCCCAACAUUCGGUCCUGACCCAUACUGAGGGCCCCCUCAGUGACCGUUCCGCCUUGGUCCAGGGGGCCACCGGUAGUAGGAGAUACCGGUGGACGACUGAAAGAAAAGUCCAGUUGGCGUCGGGGCAAGUAACCCAUUCUUUCCUACAUAUACCCGACUGCCCUCACCCGUUGCUGGGCCGGGACUUACUGACCAAAUUAAAAGCACAGAUUUACUUUGAUGAAAGAGGACCCACGGUCACGGGGCCUGGGGGAACCCCUUUACAAGUCCUCGCCCUAAAUCUGGAAGAAGAAUACUGCCUUUUCGAGCCUGAGCCCCCUGAAGAACCACCGGGUGAGAUGCAGGACUGGCUAGACAGGUUUCCACAGGUAUGGGCAGAAACAGGAGGCUUGGGGCUUGCGCACGACCAGCCGCCCCUCGUCAUUUCAUUGAAGGCCUCCGCAGCCCCAAUCUCAAUCAGACAGUACCCCAUGUCUCGGGAAGCGCAGGAGGGGAUUAAACCCCACAUCCGGCGGCUAAUAGACCAGGGAGUGCUCAAACCCUGCAGAUCUCCCUGGAAUACUCCCCUCUUACCCGUCAAGAAACCAGGCACGGGGGAAUUCAGACCGGUCCAGGACUUAAGGGAGGUCAAUAAGCGGGUAGAAGACAUACACCCCACAGUACCUAACCCCUACAACCUCCUCAGCACCCUCCCACCGACCCAUACUUGGUAUACAGUGCUGGAUCUAAAAGAUGCUUUCUUUUGCUUGAGACUGCAUCCUCAGAGCCAGCUACUGUUUGCUUUUGAAUGGAGGGACCCAGAAAUCGGGCUUUCAGGACAGCUGACCUGGACCCGGCUCCCUCAAGGGUUCAAGAAUAGCCCAACACUCUUUGAUGAGGCCCUCCAUGCAGAUCUAGCCGGAUUCCGGGUAGAGCACCCAACCUUGACUCUGCUCCAGUACGUAGAUGACCUCCUCUUGGCCGCCAGGAGCCGGACCGAAUGCUUGGAAGGAACUCAGGCUCUGCUGACCAGGCUUGGGGAGAAGGGCUACAGGGCCUCAGUCAAAAAGGCCCAGAUAUGCCAAAACAAAGUUAUCUAUUUGGGCUACACCCUGGAGGGAGGGCGAAGAUGGCUGACUGAGGCCAGAAAAGAGGCAAUUGUCUCAAUCCCCCCUUCCAAGGGCCCUCGGCAAGUCCGAGAAUUUUUGGGCACGGCCGGCUACUGCCGCCUCUGGAUUCCUGGGUUUGCUGAACUGGCUGCCCCCCUGUAUCCUCUCACUAAGCCGGGAAUUAUGUUCCGAUGGGAGGAAGAACAUCAACAGGCCUUCCAACAAAUUAAGAGAGCAUUGCUCGAGUCACCAGCCCUGGGCCUACCAGAUCUAACUAAGCCCUUCGAACUAUUCGUGGAUGAGAACUCAGGUUUUGCCAAAGGGGUAUUAGUGCAAAAACUUGGGCCCUGGAGGAGGCCGGUGGCCUAUCUAUCCAAGAAAUUGGACCCGGUAGCCACUGGAUGGCCCCCUUGCUUACGCAUGGUGGCCGCUAUUGCAGUCCUGCUCAAGGAUGCGGGUAAACUGACUCUGGGUCAGCCAAUGACUGUGCUAUCCUCCCAUGCGGUGGAAGCCCUAGUCUGGCAGCCCCCAGACAGAUGGCUCUCCAACUCCAGAAUGACUCAUUAUCAGGCCUUGCUGCUAGAUACCGACCGAGUGACUUUCGGCCCCACAGUCUCCCUCAAUCCGGCCACCCUACUACCCCUGCCUGCCUCCUCGGGGGAGCAUGAUUGCCUCCAGAUCCUGGCGGAAGCGCACGGUACCCGUCCAGACCUGACCGAUCAACCAUUAAAGGACUCAGACUAUGUCUGGUUCAUGGACGGGAGCAGCUUCCUCGAGGAAGGGACGAGAAGAGCAGGAGCAGCUGUCACCACUGAGUCAGAGGUGGUCUGGGCCUCGCCGUUGCCGGCUGGAACAUCGGCCCAGAGAGCGGAGCUGAUCGCACUCGCCCAGGCCCUCCGGAUGGCAGAAGGUAAGAGACUCACAGUCUAUACUGACAGCAGAUAUGCCUUCGCCACUGCUCAUAUGCAUGGAGAAAUCUACAGACGAAGGGGCCUCCUGACUUCAGAAGGUAAAGGAAUCAAGAAUAAAAAGGAGAUUCUGGAUCUCCUACAAGCACUAUUCCUCCCACGGCAGCUCAGUAUAAUGCACUGUCCAGGGCAUCAAAAGGGGAACACAGCAGUGGCUCGGGGAAACAGGCUGGCUGACCUAACCGCCCGAGCCCAUCGCCCUGGGACUCAUUGGGAAAUAGAUUUCACAGAGGUAAAGCCCAGACUCUAUGGCUACCGUUACCUCCUGGUUUUUGUGGACACCUUUUCUGGAUGGAUGGAAGCAUUCCCCACCAAGAAGGAAACAGCCAACGUCAUGGCCAAAAAGCUGUUGGAGGACAUUUUUCCCAGAUAUGGGAUGCCCCAGAUAAUGGGGUCCGAUAAUGGGCCUGCCUUCGUCUCCCAGGUAAGUCAGAGGGUGGCCAGAUUGCUGGGGAUUGAUUGGAAGCUUCAUUGUGCAUACCGGCCCCAGAGCUCAGGACAGGUAGAACGAGCUAAUAGAACCAUUAAGGAGACUUUGACCAAAUUAACGCUUGCAACUGGCUCUAGAGACUGGGUGCUCCUACUCCCUUUAGCCCUUUACCGGGCCCGGAAUACCCCCGGACCCUAUGGUUUGACUCCCUUUGAAAUUAUAUAUGGGGCCCCCCCACCUAUUGUGAAUUUCCUUCAUCCUGACAUUUCGUCCUUCGCUACCAGCCCUACCUUAGAGGCACACCUCCAGGCCCUCCAGCUGGUACAGAAGGAAGUUUGGAAACCUCUGGCAGCAGCCUACCGAGAGCAACUGGACCACCCAAUAGUCCCUCAUCCCUUCCAGAUCGGGGACUCCGUCUGGGUUCGGCGACACCAGACCAAGAAUUUGGAACCACGGUGGAAGGGACCAUACACCGUCCUGCUGACCACACCAACCGCUCUCAAGGUCGACGGGAUUGCUGCCUGGGUCCACGCCUCCCACGUGAAGGCUGCUAAGGAGAUUGACCCGACCAGCGCCAAGGAGUCCACAUGGAAGGUACAGCGCACUCAAAAUCCACUGAAGAUA
This is a messenger RNA of Onychomys torridus (southern grasshopper mouse), 4359 nucleotides long. RefSeq lists its product as uncharacterized. Gene Ontology annotation, biological process: proteolysis; DNA integration; virion assembly. NCBI's taxonomy places the organism in Eukaryota, Metazoa, Chordata, Mammalia, Rodentia, Cricetidae. Gene Ontology annotation, molecular function: RNA-DNA hybrid ribonuclease activity; aspartic-type endopeptidase activity; nucleic acid binding. The record is from RefSeq and is a predicted model, not a curated record.